Molecule: messenger RNA, 2294 nt
Organism: Exaiptasia diaphana
Lineage: Eukaryota; Metazoa; Cnidaria; Anthozoa; Actiniaria; Aiptasiidae
Product: signal recognition particle 54 kDa protein
Exons: 17
Coding region: 133-1629 (498 amino acids)
Biological process (GO): SRP-dependent cotranslational protein targeting to membrane; SRP-dependent cotranslational protein targeting to membrane, translocation
Cellular component (GO): cytosol; signal recognition particle, endoplasmic reticulum targeting
Molecular function (GO): ATP hydrolysis activity; GTPase activity; endoplasmic reticulum signal sequence receptor activity
Source: RefSeq, a predicted model, not a curated record
UAAAACAUGGCAGCCCACAAGCGGAACAUAUAAAAAUAUCUUCUUUAUUCUUUCUAAAAUCAAAGCUAUUUUAUCUACUUUCCAUCACAAAGGCAAAGAGUAUAGUGUCCUGUAUUGUAAAUAGUAUUCAAAAUGGUUUUAGCAGAUUUAGGAAGGAAAAUAACGACUGCCCUUCGGUCGUUGAGUAAUGCCACAAUCAUCAAUGAAGAUGUGUUAAAUUCUAUGUUGAAAGAAGUAUGUUAUGCACUAAUAGAAGCUGAUGUCAAUUUACAUUUAGUUAAACGACUGAGGGAAAAUGUCAAAUCAGCUAUUGAUUUUGAAGACAUGGCUGCUGGAUUAAAUAAAAGGAAAAUGAUUCAACAUGCUGUCUUCCAAGAACUUUGCAAGCUGGUUGAUCCUGGUGUAAAAGCAUGGACUCCAUCCAAAGGAAAGAAAAACGUCAUUAUGUUUGUGGGUUUACAGGGUUGUGGUAAGACCACAACAUGCUCAAAAUUAGCUUAUUAUUACCAAAGAAAAGGUUGGAAAACAUGUUUGAUUUGUGCUGACACUUUUAGAGCAGGUGCUUUUGAUCAGCUGAAACAGAAUGCCACCAAGGCUAGGAUCCCUUUCUAUGGAAGCUAUACCGAGACAGAUCCAGUCGUCAUUGCACAAGAAGGAGUAGAAAAGUUUAAACAAGAAAACUUUGAAGUGAUCAUAGUAGAUACAAGUGGAAGGCAUAAGCAAGAAGAAUCUUUAUUUGAAGAGAUGUUGCAAGUAUCAAAUACAAUUAGUCCCGAUAACAUUAUAUUUGUUAUGGAUGCCACCAAUGGACAGGCUUGUGAAUCGCAAGCUCGUGCAUUUAAAGCGAAAGUAGACGUUGCAUCAGUUAUUGUGACCAAACUUGAUGGACAUGCCAAGGGUGGUGGAGCACUCAGUGCUGUCGCCGAGACAAAAAGUCCUAUUAUUUUCAUUGGAACUGGAGAACAUAUUGAUGACUUUGAACCUUUCAAGACAAGACCGUUUAUAAGCAAGCUGCUAGGUAUGGGAGAUAUAGAAGGGCUCAUUGAUAAAGUCAAUGAGCUGAAAUUAGAAGACAAUGAAGAACUUAUUGAUAAACUAAAGCAUGGUGUUUUUAGUUUGCGUGAUAUGUACGAACAGUUCCAGAAUAUCAUGAAGAUGGGACCAUUUGGUCAAAUAAUGGGAAUGAUUCCUGGAUUUAGCAGUGAUUUCCUGUCAAAGGGCAACGAACAGGAAUCAAUGGCAAGACUGAAAAAACUCAUGACAAUCAUGGAUAGUAUGAGUGACUCAGAACUUGAUAAUCCCAAUGGCGCAAAAUUAUUUUCCCGCCAACCAGGACGUGCCACACGAGUAGCACGAGGUGCUGGCGUGUCCGUUCGUGAAGUUCAAGAACUGUUGUCUCAAUACACGAAAUUUGCACAAAUGGUCAAAAAGAUGGGAGGCAUAAAGGGACUCUUCAAAGGAGGCGACAUGACAAGAAAUGUGAACCCAGCGCAAAUGACGAAACUCAACCACCAAAUGGCCAAGAUGAUGGACCCUCGAGUAUUACAACAGAUGGGUGGCAUGUCUGGACUGCAGAACAUGAUGCGUCAGUUUCAGUCAGGAGCUCAUGGUGGAGCACCCUUCAAAUAACACAGGUCAUCAUCCUUAAUCAUCAUUCAAACGAACAGCUGUACCGUAAUUACAUGUUAUCAGAUCAUCAAUGGGUGCAUUCAAUAACUAUAUCCAGUUUUAAUCAGCCUGAUUAGUUAUUGGUACUGAUUGCUCUCAUUUACCAGUCCAAACUCCAAAUUUCUCUAUCACAUAAUGACGUCAGAAAAAAGUAUUUUAUUAUUUUAACGCUAGGGAUUAUGGUCGCAUAUCAAAGAAGAAAGACACACGCUGACGUCAUUACGUGAUAGGCCAGUUUAGGGCUCUAUUAGUAAGGUUCUAAUUUUCAGACAAUGGAAAAACUUCAUUAGUUGCGUGACGUCACGGCGACCAUUUUGAACAUAAAAUCAUGAUGAUAUAGUCCUCGCAUUUGUCAUAGGCUCUGAAAAUUUUCCCUGACAGACGUUUUGGCAUUUUCUUUUUACAAACGGCACAAUUACUUCUAUUUCUCUAUAGUGGAAAUAAAAACAGCUCAUGAGAACCAAUUUUAUGACAGUAAAAUGUACCCAUCGUAUGGCAAUUGAUGUACAUGGAUGUAUCGGGUAAAAAGAAUGUGGUGCAGGUCAAUAUUACAUGUAGCUACCAUUGUAAAAAUACAAUAGAAUUCUGUAUUUUCAGAAUGCAAUAAUAAAAAGUUUUAGAAGUAA